Molecule: messenger RNA, 553 nt
Organism: Aspergillus caelatus
Lineage: Eukaryota; Fungi; Ascomycota; Eurotiomycetes; Eurotiales; Aspergillaceae
Exons: 1
Coding region: 124-417 (97 amino acids)
Source: RefSeq, a predicted model, not a curated record
GGUGACAGAGUCUUCGUCAAAUUCGGGCACGAAUCAUUUUGUAAUCAGGGUGAUGAUUGUAUUGUUGAUUUAGCGCAUGCUUGUCUCUAGUCCUUUUUCUCAGAACUCUGCUGGUCAGACCUCAUGUUCAUUGCACUCACGAUUCCAGGACAUAGCCACAUGCUUGAAAUGACCCUAGGUCGUCCUAACAUGGUUGUCGGUGUUAUAAUGACUGCAACGUCACUCUCACACACACAUUGUUCUAUUUACAUCAUUUCUUUCUCUUUUCAUUUCAAUUCUUUUCUUUUGAUCUGUUUGUAUUUUGUUGCUCUUGUUUAUAACACUUUCCAAAUAGCUAUAGUUAAGCAUAUGCCCGAUAAAAUGAAGCAGUAUGGGCUGCAUAGCGAUUAUUGCUCUGAUACAUACACGAAAGUGUAAUGGCCUUUCCCAUUGUCCAUUUGAAUGUAUGUCAUAGCAGUUAAUAGCUUUAAAACUAGGGUACUGUAUAUGUGCCUGUUCUGAUGGCCUUUUGAAUUAAGCCUAUAUGAAAUCACAAUACAAAUGAUGUAGGGUA